GUUUUUAUGGCGGCACUGGUUGUUGUGAAAACGACUUAACCCCUAAAUUCUGUAUUAUUUUAAAUGUUUAUGGCAGAAGAAAUAGAUUCUGGAAAAAAUGGAGAUUCUCCAACAGAGAAAACAGUACCUAUGGAUACUCAAGAAAAACAGUUGAACAAAGAGCUUGAUUUAUCAAAAUCCGUAGAAAAUGAAAAGAGGCCGAUUGAACAAUCUGGAAAUUGCUACUGUGGGAAGGAAAGAAACUUGAACAUUGUCGAACUUCUCUGUGCAAACUGUAAUAGAUGGUUCCAUGAAUCUUGCAUAGGUUAUCAGUUAGGAAAACUGGUACCAUUUUUAUCAAACUAUAUAUUUUUAUGUAAAAACUGUUCACCGACUGGACUUGAAAGUUUUAAGAAAAGUCAAGCACAAAUAUCGCAAAUGUGUGUUACGGCUAUUGCAAAUCUUCAACAGACUAGUUUUAAGGAAGGAAUUAAUAAAAUGAUGUUUAGCAAAGAAAAAGAAAUUAUACCAUAUAUUGAAUAUCAUUGGGAAGCUUUAACUACAACAUCAAGAAGAGUAACUCAAUCAUGGCAUGUCACUGUUACUAAAGCUCUUAUUAAAGAUAUUCACGUUUUAUUUGUGUUUGAAGAUAAUUUUUCUGAAGGUAAUAUGUAUGGACUAGUAAACACAGACUUAACACAAAUUAAACCAAACUAUGAAGCUAUGAUUAAAGGAGGAACACUUAAAGUAACUGAUAUGGGCAUUCAGCAUGUUCCAGUAGCAGGAGGAGUAAAGUCAAGAAAUGCGAAAAGGAAGUUUCCUGGAGACCUAGGAAAUUUAGGAAAAAAAGGUAGAGGAGUGGACUUGGGAACUCCAAAGUUACCAGCUCAUGGAUAUCCAUUGGAUCACCCAUUUAACAAAGAUGGCUAUAGAUAUUUGCUGGCGGAACCUGAUCCGCAUGCACCUUUUAGACAGGAAUUUGAUGAAAGUUCAGAUUGGGCUGGGAAGCCAAUACCUGGGUGGUUAUAUCGAACAUCCAUUCCAGGCACAGUAUUGUUGGCAUUGCAUGACAGAGCACCUCAAUUAAAAAUAUCUGAGGAUCGUCUAGCAGUUACAGGAGAAAAGGGAUAUUCAACUGUUAGAGCUACACACUCUGUUACUAAAGGAAUUUGGUACUGGGAGGCAACAAUAGAGGAGAUGCCUGAAGGUUCUGCAACUAGACUGGGUUGGGGCCAAGAUUAUGCUAAUUUACAAGCACCUCUGGGUUAUGAUAAAUUUGGGUAUUCAUGGAGAUCAAAAAAAGGGACACGAUUUCAUGAAUCUGCGGGAAAACACUACAGUUCUGGCUAUGGCGAAGGGGAUACCCUUGGAUUUAUGAUCGCAUUACCACAAAAUGUUACUACUAAGCUAGUACCUAACACUUACAAAGAUCGGCCUCUUGUGAAAUUUAAAAGUCACCUUUACUACGAAGAUAAAGACAAUGUUCAGGAGAGAUUAAAAUCGUUGGUUCCUCUUUCUAGGAGUAAAAUAUUAUAUUUUAAGAAUGGUGAAUGUCAGGGUGUAGCUUUUGAAGGGAUUUAUCAAGGUUCAUACUACCCCACAAUUUCCCUCCACAAAAAUGUAACGGUCUCUGUAAAUUUCGGACCAUCAUUCAAGUAUCCACCGUCCACAGAGAAAUACAGUUAUAGAGCCAUGUCUGAGAGAGGAGAAGAAGCUAUAUCCGAUCAAACUUUAGCGGAUAUCUUAUACUUGACAGAAAAUGAAGGAAAGUUGCGAUUAGACAGUUUCGUUCUUUGACAGUAAUACUUUAUUAUCAUUUCA
Molecule: messenger RNA, 1800 nt
Organism: Anoplophora glabripennis (Asian longhorned beetle)
Lineage: Eukaryota; Metazoa; Arthropoda; Insecta; Coleoptera; Cerambycidae
Gene: ash2
Product: set1/Ash2 histone methyltransferase complex subunit ASH2
Exons: 9
Coding region: 64-1776 (570 amino acids)
Cellular component (GO): Set1C/COMPASS complex
Molecular function (GO): transcription cis-regulatory region binding; protein binding
Source: RefSeq, a predicted model, not a curated record